AAAACAUACAUUACAAUUGAUUCAAAAUGUCGCACAAACUGUUUUUCUUGGCGGCGUUAGGCAUCAUUGUUUACACUGCAACGCCCAUACAUGCAGGCGUACUGCGUAACACUGAGCAACCAGCUGACUCGCCAUUGGAAGUGGCGCAAGCCAGAGCAAGUAAUCCGCCGGAGAGCACAAACAAUGAUCCAGCUGCGGCGGAUUCUGCAGCGCUCAGCAGAGAUCAAGAUGCAACGGUAAGGAUUGCUGUAGCUUCGCUAGAUCCAGCGCCGAGCACCGUAGAUGGCAUUGAAAUUUCUUUGGACACAAUAGAUGAGGAAAAAGAGGAGUCAGAGCAAAAAGAGGAGAAAGCAAAGCAGCCAGAAGCAGCCGCGAAGUCCAACGAUGAAACCAAUGACAGCAAAAAGGAGUUCGCGCCAGCUUUGAGCAGAGACGAAGCGGCUAGCAUUAAAGUAAACGCUCACGAAAGCGAUGACCUUGCAAAAGAUGUUCCACUGAGUAGCGCUGAGUAUGUGUCCAACGCUCCGUCAUCCUCCAAGUUGCUACUCCUCAGCACGCCACGACUCGCACGCGAGCAGGAAGAGAACAUUUCAGAGCCCGAAGAUGUUGACAUCAACACAGCUGUUUCUACCGAUGAGACCACCGAGCUGAGUGUUGAAGUGCAAACUGAGAGCGAGAAGUCCAGCGAAGAAAGCAAGGAAAGUGAAACCGAUAAACCCAACUUCAUUACGCGCGUACGCGAUGCGCUCUUUGGCAAGAAGUCAGCGGACGAGCCAACCAAAGCAGCUGACCAACCGGAUGGGAAAGAAGAAGACAAAAAACCGAUUGCGAAAGAAACAGAGCAGCAAGAUAAAGAGGCAGUCAAGAAAGAAAACGACGAUGUGAGUGUACCUGUUGCUGCUGCUGCUGCUGCCGAACAGGCACCCGAGACGCAAAAUAACAAUGCCGCAACGGCAGUGCUCAUCGAAACCGAGGCCGAUUAUGUGCUCGUCGAUUCGGAUGUAGAGCACCUGGAACAUUUGGGCAGUUUCACGCACGCCGAUAGCGAGGAAUAUCUGCAGCCGAUUGUACACUCGGUGGAAGUGGUGCCAACGCAUUUCGAAGAACCGUUGCUGUUCACGAGUAGUUACGUGCAUGCCUGGUAGCCGCUUGGCGUAAGCUGAAUGGGAAAGAAAUUAUUGUUAGCUUAGUUUUAAUGGAAUCAUUUACAUAGUUUCACCAAAGCACAAUUCUAUUUUGACGCACUACCCUCAGAGCUCCAAACUACAUACUCCUUUUUCGUUUUUAUAGCUAAUAGUCAUUGUAGUUUCUUACAUAUGUAGUUUUAUAUUUUCAUAUUCGCAUUAACGAUUCUUUCUAUAAACGAAAUUAAUGUUUUUAUAACGAAAAA
Messenger RNA from Rhagoletis zephyria (snowberry fruit fly), 1390 nucleotides. Its product is annotated as FK506-binding protein 5-like. NCBI's taxonomy places the organism in Eukaryota, Metazoa, Arthropoda, Insecta, Diptera, Tephritidae. The record is from RefSeq and is a predicted model, not a curated record.